AUGGUUUUUCGGUACAGUAGUGAGGCAGAUUUCGAUUACGUUGCUUAUUUCGAACAGGCCGUCGACUUUCUUCAUCACUUCAAAUGGAUCUUUUGCUUCAGUAACACUCAGUUCGUACGGAAACGCGUGCUGGACAAGAUUCCUCCGGAAUGGAUCGAUAAUUUGGACUCCGCAUCGAACGAAGAAUUCAACCGGAUCCCAUUGGGAUACGUCGCCGACAGUUGGUGCGACUCUUUGCGAAGUUUUCUGGCGCGACGCAACCGUUUGCUUAUUGAGUACGAUCACCACGAUUCCGGUGUGUCUGUUAGCAAACCCCGCAAAGGAAUCGGCCACAAAAAGUGGUACGAAAUCGAGAGCCUCUCAUCGUUCAUUGGAAAGGUCAUCGAUGAGCGCACCGUUGUCGAUUUCGGAAGUGGAUUGGGUUACUUGAGUCAACACAUUCACGAGCAACACCGGCUGAAAGUUCUCGGUAUCGAAGGCAGUAAGCAGCUGGUAGAAACGAGCCAGUGCCGCCAAAAAGAGCUCUACCCAACGUCCAAAGAUGCCGUACAGUUUGUGGACCACUUCAUUACGGAGGAUUCUUUCCCGUACAUCGAGCAUCAGAUCUUGGACCGUUUCUCUGCCGACCUACCGCUCCCGCUGGCGAUCGUUGGGCUUCACGCGUGUGCCGAUCUUUCAAUCACCGCCGUGCGACACUUCCUGCACUGUCCCUCGGUACGGGAGCUGAUCAUAAUGCCGUGUUGUUACCACAGAAUGAAACCGCUGGCCGACGGGGAAACGUUUGUGAACGUACCCGUGAGCAACGAACUACGGAUGGCGAUGGCAAACGGGAAAAAGGACAUCAUCUGUCGAUCAUUCCUGCGUCUGGGUUGUCAGCAAACGGCCGCACGGUGGAAGGGGACUACCAGCGAGGAUCAUCUACAGCACGGGAGGACCAUGUUCCAGCGCGGGCUGGUGGACGCAAUAUUAGAGAGCGGCGAAUCGGUAAAGAUGCUCAAAGGCAAACCCCGGGUGCCAAGCGAGACGACGAUGGAUACAAUUUUCCAGCGAUUCGCGCUUCAGAAGGACUGUGAUGGUCCUACCAGCUGGACGGAGAGCCAUCGAGAACGGCUCACCAUUCUUCUGCGUCGAUACCCCGGAGGUGAUCGCAUCUCUGAGUAUCUGGAGUGUCUUCAGACGUGCCUUCAGGCCAUUUGCGAAAACCUCAUUCUGUUGGACCGAAUGUGCUACCUGGAGGGGAUGAGUGACAAGCAUGGGACAAGAAUCCGACGGAAUCUCAUUCGACUGCGAGACGAUGGACUGUCUCCUCGGUGCUUCAUUUUCUAUGCAGCCAAGAAAGGGGGGCCCGAUGAAAGAAAGCCACAGGACGCUUCGAUUACGUGA
Anopheles cruzii is the source of this 1383-nucleotide messenger RNA. RefSeq lists its product as uncharacterized. The coding region runs from base 1 to 1383 and encodes 460 amino acids. Lineage: Eukaryota; Metazoa; Arthropoda; Insecta; Diptera; Culicidae. The transcript has 3 exons. The record is from RefSeq and is a predicted model, not a curated record.